Neospora caninum is the source of this 1866-nucleotide messenger RNA. Its product is annotated as putative diacylglycerol kinase. The record is from RefSeq and is a predicted model, not a curated record. The transcript has 5 exons. NCBI's taxonomy places the organism in Eukaryota, Apicomplexa, Conoidasida, Eucoccidiorida, Sarcocystidae. Gene Ontology annotation, molecular function: ATP-dependent diacylglycerol kinase activity. Bases 1 to 1866 code for a protein of 621 amino acids.
AUGGAGCGCUCCCUUCUGAGACGACGGCCCACGCCGUCCGUCUCCACUCCCUCGCUCUGCACGCGUCUCGCCGCUCCGCUCUGUCUUCUCUUGCUGGCGCUUGCCGCUUCUCAGUCUAUUUCUCUCUUUUACUCGGACCGCGCUCUCCCGCUCACGCUCCUGCAGACUGCGGCGGAAGCAGUCGAGCUCCCCUCGCCCGACGUCGCCGAGCCCCGCGAGGAGACUCCGGCCGCCGAGGAGUCCGCUACCUCCCAGCAGCUUCCUGAGGCGAGCAUCUUGUCGCCCAUUCCGCAGACGCCCUCUGGUUCCCAGGAACGCCUCGUUUCAGCCGACAGCGAGAGCACUGACGACGGCGCGCCGACCGCGGAGUCGGUCGGGACCGAAGAAGGACGGCCCGAAGCGUACGAGGGCGAAGUGAAUGUUGACGCCGGCAACAAGUCGGCGAGCGAACGAUCAGAGGGCACGGGGAAGCGUGCGAAAAAGGCUGCCACGAAGGCGCGCAUUCGCGCCAAGUUUGCCCCGGCGGAGGGCCAGGGAGUUCCCUUCGUCGAAGCGUCGCGCACUGCGGCCGAGUGGACUUGCCGCAGCAAGACGCACUUCGUCUUCGUUUUUGUCAACCGCAAGUCCGGCGGCCAAGCUGGCUCUCGGUGGCUCGCUGGCGCGAACAAGAACGGCGAGUACACCCAAACCUUCAAAGACAUUUGCACGCGCGUCCUCAUAUACGACUUGCUCGCCGACCACGAGGGCUUCCAGCUCCUGCGGGAAGUAGCCGAAAUCAAACGGACGCUCGCCGCAAGCCCCAAGCCAACCAAGAAAUACUCCGUCGUGCGCGUCAUCGCCGUCGGAGGCGAUGGGACAGUUAUGUGGGUGAACCGCGAAGCCGUCACCGCCAAAGUUCCCAUGGCCUGGGUCGCGUUCGGCAUCGUCGGAUUCGGAACGGGGAACGACUUCGCACAGAGCUACGGAUGGGCGCACGGAAACGCACAGAGGCUCAACAUCUUCAAAGGCGACACGUUGAAGGCGCUGGUCCAAAUGUGGCAGAAGGCUGCGGUAGCGCGACACGACUUGUGGAAAACGACGGUGUCCACGUUCGACAACGGCUACUUCGAGAAGGUUUCCUUCGAACGUCGAACUCUCGAGACGCUCAUGGAUGACGCCACGGGACUCCCGAUUCGAACCUUCGAGUCGCCGUUCAUUCUCUACCUCGGCAUCGGAUUUGAUGCGCUCGUCGGAAUCGAGUUCGACCGCCUGCGAAGCACCUCGCGCCUGAGAAACCGGAUUAUGUACGGCGUGGCAUUCCUGAAACUUUUCGGGAGUUCCUGGAAAAACGUCACCGAGCAGAUCGAAACGGUGUACGCCCUCGACGGAGGCCAGAAGAAGGUUUUGUUCACCACCAAUGCGGCAAAGUACCCCGAUGCUAUGCGCCUCGAACAAUCGAUUUCUCUGACGUUUUUGAACAACCGUUCGAUGAUCGGGGGCAUUCCCUUGUGGCGACACACUGCACGCGUCGGCGUCCUCCCCCCCGCCAAUGAAAAGCCCGGGGACCGCAACGUCUACGAAACCUUCAAGCGGCGACUUGCCAAGGCACACCAGUCCAUGGGAGAUACCAAAAUCGAGCUGAUUUCUUUCCACCGACGCUUUGAUCUGCUGCGCAGUAUUUUGAUUGACUACGAUGCGGCGGGACGUCUCUCUCAACACCGCGGACCUUUCCUGGUUUCCUUCUACCCCCAAGAACAGGCGGGGCCGGUAGCCUUUCAAACUGACGGCGAGUUCCGCAUUGGCCACGGGGUAAAGACGAUUUAUGUGGAGUUUGUGGACACGUUCAAUGUGUUGAAGAACGUCUCGGGCAGCGUGGUGAAGGGAUGA